This is a messenger RNA of Cornus florida, 1890 nucleotides long. RefSeq lists its product as uncharacterized. Gene Ontology annotation, biological process: meristem development; meristem maintenance. The transcript has a single exon. The record is from RefSeq and is a predicted model, not a curated record. Bases 1 to 1890 code for a protein of 629 amino acids. NCBI's taxonomy places the organism in Eukaryota, Viridiplantae, Streptophyta, Magnoliopsida, Cornales, Cornaceae.
AUGGCAGAGGACACCAUCAUGGAAGAGAGAGAAGAGCUCAUGGUUUCACCCAAAGGCGGAGACCCAACUCUCAGAAUCGCCCAUUUCCUCAAACCCACCGUCACCUCCAUUGAUGGACCAGCCUCUGAUCUUCCUUCGUCUUCUCCCACCUCUGUACCCGCCAAUUCCGUGUCAAACAAACCGCCACUCAAAACGGCGUUCAUUGGCUGGAGAUACGCAACAAAGGAUUGGAAAGCAUGGGUGAGUAGCAUGCGUUCCUUGCACCAAUCAGCGUGGAAGAAGGCCGGAAUUGACGAAGCCAUCAUGAAUUCAACCUACGCAAUCAUAAGAAAUGACAAGUUGGUGUUUGGGUUUGCAGAGAGAUGGUGCUCUGAGACCAACACAUUUGUGUUUCCGUGGGGAGAAACAACCAUCACUCUCGAAGAUAUAAUGAUUUUGGGAGGUUACUCUGUUUUGGGUGACUCUGUUUCAAGCCAUCUUGAAUCAAGAGAAAUGGAGGAAACCCAAGAGAAACUAUUCCGAGCACGGUCUGAAGUAAUCAGGAGUAAAGCUAAGAGGGCCAGCCAACAUGGAUGGAUGUCUAAAUUCAUGGCUAGUGGAAGCGACGUAGAGCAUGAAGCAUUCCUAGCCUUUUGGUUGUCAAGGUUUGUCUUCGCACAAUUACAUAAAACCAUAGGAAAAGAUGUUAUUCCAAUUGCUAUUCAUCUAGCUAGAGGUACUAGAAUCGCGCUCGCACCUGCUGUUCUUGCAAGCCUUUACAAAGAUUUGAGUUUGUUGAAAGAGGCUAUUCUGUCCCCAAACAGAUUAGGAGUUACAGUUUGCACGACAUUACAAUAUGUUCAGGUUUGGGCGUGGGAGAGGUUUCUUACAUUGCAGCCAAAUGCCAAUUCCGAUGGACAUGGUAAGCCAAGAUUGGCUCGAUGGGAGAAAGCUAAGAGAGUGAACAUUGAGAAUAUAAGGUUGACAUUAGAUUCAGCUGGAGAAUAUUUUCUGUGGCGGCCUUAUGCUGCGGACAAUGAGAAAGGAGAGUGGUUAUUGUUUCGUCAAGGGAUGGAUGAGAAAAUGGAGUCGCUUGCUUUAUGCUUGAGGGUCUGCGAGCUGGUUGGGCAUGGAGCUAGGUGUAUAGAGCAGUACCUCCCACAUCGAGUAGCAAGACAGUUUGGGUUGGAUCAAGAUCUUCCAGGUCCGGUUUCUCGUUCCAAUGCAACUCCUGCAAUUGCUUGGAGUAAUUACAAGAGGUCAAUUAGGGACAAGAAAUUAUAUAUUCCACCACGACAUUGUGAGCCGGGUGUUACCACUCGAUAUUUGGAGUGGUGGAAUAAAAUAAAGAUUGGUCAGCAUCAGCAAGAAGCUAAUUCAAAUAGUUUGGAAAGAACUCCACAAAGUUGUAAGAGAGAAACAGAUCCUGCUGUGCCUCCUGGUUUUCCACCCAAAUCCAUUUCUAUUGAAUCAAGUGAUUCUAGUGAUGAUGACAGAUUAUUAAUAUCGGAGAUGUUGAGAAGAAAUAUGAAGCGUAGAGGCGGCCAGCCUUCAAUGGGAUCUCAAUUGCAAACUCUAUCGUCUUCGAAUAGUGGAACUAUUCAAAUGAUGGAGUCGGUGGUUAAAAUUCCAGAAAAGAUUGCCGCGACAGUUGCAGAUGAUGCAAGUGAAAGUAGAGCAGAUAUGAUGGUGGAUAUUGAUGCAAUUGAAAGUCAAGUGAGGGCUCCGGUUAAUAAUAUGGUAAGCAUUGACAGCAAUCUAGCAGGAACAUCAGUUUAUAAUGCGACGAGAACUAACAGCCAUGUAGGAGAAAGCAACGCUCAUCAUACAUAUGAAAUAGAGGGAUUGGAAAUUGAAGCUAGAAUUAGCAAGCUUGAAAAAGUGGUUGCUCUGCUAAAAGCAGCAAAUUAG